Epinephelus moara (kelp grouper) is the source of this 1786-nucleotide messenger RNA. RefSeq names its product zona pellucida sperm-binding protein 4-like. Gene Ontology annotation, cellular component: egg coat. Gene Ontology annotation, biological process: prevention of polyspermy; binding of sperm to zona pellucida. The transcript has 12 exons. Lineage: Eukaryota; Metazoa; Chordata; Actinopteri; Perciformes; Serranidae. Gene Ontology annotation, molecular function: structural constituent of egg coat; acrosin binding. The record is from RefSeq and is a predicted model, not a curated record. The coding region runs from base 20 to 1738 and encodes 572 amino acids.
GAGGGCAUCACUUGGAGCCAUGGUUGGGGUCAGGGUUGAGCUGCUGGUGCUGGUGCUGGUGCUGGUGGUGCUGACUGGGACUCUGCUGCCGGUUUCAGUACGGGGACAGGGGUGGGAGGUGAUUGAUGAUGAUGAUGAUGAUAAUAAUGAACAGCCAUACCCGUCGGAGCCGUGGAGUGAACCAGAAGGCGUUACAUCGACCAUUACAAUGACAGAUGACAGCAGUGACUUUGACAAUGAAGAUACAGAUCCUGAGGAUGCAUUUCCUGAAGUUGAAGGUGCCUCCACCAGUGAAAAUGCCAACUCUUUUGCUGACCAUGGAUUCCAGUUGGAAUUUGACGACACCCCUCCAAGAAACUGGGACGGCAGUAGUGAUGACUUCCCGGUGGAAUUUGUAUAUGCCCCUCCAAGGAGUUGGAGCGGCAGCACCUGUCCUAGUUCCUCUGGGUUAGAUGUGGUCUGCAGUGAAGUUGGCUUCCAGAUUACUGUGCGGACAGGCUCACUGAGUGACGUUAAAGUUUUGGGCUCAAAGGAACUGCUGUCUGUCGUGGAUGCUCAAGAGUCUUGUGGAUAUGAAGUUAACUUUGUCCAGAACACCUUGACUGUACCCUUCACUGGAUGUAAUGUGAAACAUACUGAUGGCUACAGCCUGCAGUUGUUGUUUGCCAAUGAGUUCGGUCAGACACAAGUUGCUACCGCAUCUUGUGAAAGUCCCAAGUUUGACUCUGGCCUCUUCCCUCGCUCCAGUGGCCAACCUAAAUCCUCAAAGUGCAAACCAACCCCACCAAACCCUCCAACAAAUUGUGCCGUCUCGUCUGCGGAGCGGGUGAUGUGUGGUUAUUCAGGAAUAUCUCCCUCAGAAUGUCAGAACUUGGGAUGCUGCACGGAUUCUAAUUCCUGCUACUACCCACUGGAUGAGUGCACUGGAGAUCAGCACUUUGUUUUCGCCAUUCGCGCCAGCUCGACGUCCACCCCUGUGGACCCCACCAAGCUCGUUAUUCCUGGGCAUCCAGAGUGUAAACCAGUCAUUGUUAAUGACAAGGUUGCCAUCUUUAAGUUCAAAGUUACAGAAUGUGGAGCUCGUUAUUAUGAAGUGAAAGGGGUGAAGAUCUACAUGGUUGAAGUGCAGAGUGUCGUUAAAGCCCUAAACCUCAAAUAUGGCAUCAUUACAAGAAGUGAUCCACUCAGGUUUCAGGUUGAAUGUCGCUACGGCCAAUCAGGGAGCCCUGCUAAGCAGUCAAUGGCCAGUGUUGGCUACAUGGUCAAGUAUCCGAGUUCUGUCAUGCCACAAUCAGUCCUCUCCAAUGGCUUAUAUGGUGUUCAGCUGAGAAUUGCCAAAGAUCAGACGUAUUCCAGCUACUUGCCAACAACAUCUCAGCCCUUGGGACUGCUCCUUGGCAAGCCAGUGUAUCUCGAACUGCGCCUGAAAUCUCCAAAACCAGAUGCGGUCAUUCUUGUCAACUACUGUUUAGCUUACCCUCGCUCUGCAAAUAAUGCUCUGGUGCUCAUUUAUGAAGGGUGUGCCAAUCCUUACGAUAAGACCGUGUCCAUCCUUAAAAUUGCUGGCAAUCCAAAAAAUCGCCACCAAAGGCGCUUCUCAGUUAGUGCCUUCCAGUUCAUGGAGCAAAAGACGAACAAAUACCUUGAUGAAGAGAUCUAUUUCAUGUGCUCCGCAGAAGUUUGUAGGCCAACAGAAAAGGCUUGUCCUCAACGUUGCUUUGAUGGAAAGGCACCAUAAGGAUUUGGAGACAGCAAGAAAACAUGUUAUUAAACUGAAAAUAAACAG